Lynx canadensis (Canada lynx) is the source of this 1142-nucleotide messenger RNA. RefSeq names its product PABPN1 like, cytoplasmic (gene PABPN1L). The record is from RefSeq and is a predicted model, not a curated record. Lineage: Eukaryota; Metazoa; Chordata; Mammalia; Carnivora; Felidae. Gene Ontology annotation, molecular function: RNA binding. The transcript is spliced from 7 exons. The coding region runs from base 1 to 834 and encodes 277 amino acids.
AUGUGGCCCUUCCUCAGCCACGCUCUCUUCCCACCCCCGACCCAGGCCUGGCUGCAAAGGGCUUCCUCGGACCCUGAGGCCCAGGGCUGGGGGGCCUGGGGCAGGGCCGAGAAGCCCCCUCUGGAGCCAGGGAGUGGGGACAGGAAGGAGGGGGACCCAGGGGAAGCGGAGAAAGACCCCGAAGAUGCAGGCUUCCCCCUGUCUCUCUUGGAGGGGGUGGAGCUAGCCGAGUACCCGGAACCCGACCAGGAGCUGGAGGCCAUCAAAGUGAAGCUGUGGGCCAUGGAGCAGGCCCAAGGACCGGAGCCGCCUGGGGCGCAGGGCCAGGCGGGACGGGAGGAGGGCGCCGGGGCCACACCGGCCAGGCAGCUGCUGAGCCCCGAGGCAGGUUGCACCUGCCCUGGGCCCCCCACGGAACAGCUGGAGUCUGACCACAGAUCCGUCUAUGUGGGGAAUGUGGACUAUGGGGGCACAGCUGAGGAGCUAGAAGCCUACUUCAACUCCUGCGGGGAGGUUCACCGGGUCACCAUCCUAUGCGACAAGUUCUCUGGACACCCCAAGGGCUACGCCUACAUAGAGUUUGCUGCCGAGAGCUCAGCCCAGGCCGCGGUGGCGUUGGACAAGAGCAUCUUCCGAGGCCGAGUCAUCAAGGUGCUGCCCAAAAGGACCAACUUGCCGGGGAUCAGCUCUACCGACCGCGGGGGCUUCCGAGGACAGCCAGGCGCCAGAGGAGGACCGUUCCCCCGCAGCAGCCUCCGGGGCGGGGCCCGCUUCAGACCUCGGGGGCGGAACCGGGGCCGUGGACGGUUUUCACCUUGGUAUUCACCGUAUUGAAGGGAGGAUCCGAUUUUGAGAGUGGGGCUGGGGUGGGUCGAGAGUAAAGGGCCGUGCUCUGGGCGGGGCCGUUUAUUCAGCGCAGAGUAACCGCUCUGUCCCCGUCACGGUCCAGGGCCUCCCACCGCGGCCCAGACCCCGCAGCCGGAGCCAAAAACGUCUCUCGCAUGAAGCAGGGCACGGGGGUGGGGGCUGCGGCUGGCACGGAGGGCUACUCGGGGCUUUGGAAGGCACUGGGCAAAGCCUCCGGCAGGCGGCGCUGAGUCAGCUCGGGGCUAAGUCGUUUUAAAGAAAAGUAGAAACGUGUC